UACAUACAGUGAAAGUGAAACCUGCGCCAUAGAAAAGUAAAGAUACCAGGCUAAAUUGUUCAGAUUUUAAGAAUUAAACAACUUCAAACAUUAACAAAUUUGCAUAGCAAAGAGGCAGCUAAAAACAAGUGGCAAAAUGUGUGGUGGUUUUACCUGCUCGAAGAAUGCGUUAAUUGCGCUCAACAUUUUGUAUGUGAUGAUUGGUUUCUUGCUGAUUGGCGUCGGUGUCUAUGCAAGGGCAGCAUCUGUUGUGACGAAUCUGCCAAUUGUUGGUGGCAUCUUGGCCUGCGGUGUGAUUCUCAUCUGCAUUUCCAUGCUGGGCCUCGCUGGUGCCGUCAAGCAUCAUCAAGUGAUGCUCUUCUUUUACAUGAUUAUUCUCUUCAUGCUGUUCCUGAUACAGUUCUCCAUUGCCAGCUCUUGCCUGGCCGUCAAUGCCGAGCAACAACAACAAUUUGCCGAGCAAGGCUGGAAAACGGUACCGAAAAAUCUGCGUGAACAGGUGCAGGAGAAAUUCCUUUGCUGCGGAUUCAAUGCCACCACUACAACCACCAGCAACACUAUAAUUGUUAAUACAAACGAGCCCAGCUGUGACAUUGUGAAUAAACAAUGCUGUGCUGACUCUCAGGAUCCUCAAUGUCACUGCGGUCCUUGUGGCCCCUUGUUGGAGGAUAAAAUUGAUUAUGCCUUCAAAUUGUGCGGCGGUCUAGGCAUUUUCUUUAGCUUCACUGAGGUUUUGGCCGUUUUUCUGGCACGUCGCUAUCGCAAUCAGCACGAUCCCUGCUAUUUACCCGCUCGGGCCGUCUUUCCACACAAUUAUCAGUACUGAGUGGAGCUGCAUUGAUGGAUAUCAAUAAAUCGAACAGAACAGGCAACUUUUAGUCAAAGGGACGAAGGCUGAUUUAUAAUUUUUACACAAAACUUCCUAGCAUGAACUGGAAAUGCAUGAAGGGGAAGGGAACGAAACAUGUGCUCACAACCAGAAUUCACUGUCAAAUGGGCUGUAAAUGAAUUAAUUUGUCAUUAAUUCGUGCAGUUUGUUGUGCAAUGAGUUCUCUGGAUAUCAUGAGCAUUUUUAUUGCUUAUACAGUUCUUAGUUUUAAUUAUGCAAAGAGAUUAAAGUUCCCCCCAAUUGAGAUUAUAAUUAUUAUAUAUAUACUACGUUUGUGUGUUCAUUUGGUUUAUGUUAACAAUUUUGUGAAUAUUUUAAUUAAUUGUGCAAUCAUUUUACGUCUUUUUAUUAUUUAGUUAAGCUUAUUGUUAAUAAUCCUAUGUAUAUUUGUUUGCAACUGGCAACAAUCAUAAAAAAAAACUGCUGUACCACACUUAAAAAAAAAACAUAAACAAAGUAAUAAGAAAGAACAUUUCGAACCUGAUCUAAAUGUAGAACCAAGUCAAAUGUAACUAGCAACGGUAACUGUGUUUUAACAAACAAAUUGCGUAACAUAUACAUAACACAUAAAAACUUAUAUACAUAUAUUAUACAUAUAUAAAUAUACAUAGUUAACAAGAAACGACAUAAAAAAUAUAUGAGAAAUCUAUAGAUGUUAGAUGUGUGUUAAAACUUUAAAAUUAGCACUUAAAUUUCAAAUGGCUAAACUAGAAAACAUGUCAACAACUAAUUCUAAAGUCUUAAUGUAUCACACUGACCUUCCAAGAAAAUUUCCACUUACCCUGCUGUUUGCCUAUCUGUUUUAUCUGUAUACUUUCUUUCUGCAUCUCUUAUAUAUUUUUCAAUUACUCGCCUUAACUUGCACCCACGCAAGAAACAACACGAAGCCUUUUCCUUUCUUCCUUAACACUAUAAACAUACACACAACAAAUUGAUAUAGUUUUCCUCUUGUAUUGCGUUUCGUAUUUCCUUUUCAAUGCGAUAAAGAAACGACAUUAAAUAAAAUUCUCUGUAUUCUGUGCUGUGAUUGAAGUAAAUAUGAUCUUUAAAAACCAAGCAACAAUAA
Messenger RNA from Drosophila innubila, 1955 nucleotides. It is a transcript of the gene Tsp97E, whose product is annotated as tetraspanin-13. Gene Ontology annotation, cellular component: membrane. The coding region runs from base 137 to 826 and encodes 229 amino acids. NCBI's taxonomy places the organism in Eukaryota, Metazoa, Arthropoda, Insecta, Diptera, Drosophilidae. The transcript is spliced from 4 exons. The record is from RefSeq and is a predicted model, not a curated record.